AUGGGUGAAGAUUAUUGGAAUUCGUCGUCGGUUAGCAAAAAAAAUAUGUUCGAUAUAGAUGGCAAUAAUACACUCGAUGAUAUUAUCCUUGAUUCAAGUCGUUCAACACCACCAAUAAAUACAACAGGAGUGGUUUCAGCUCGUUUUCGUCCAGCAACUGCCACCCCAACUACUACUACUACUACUACUGCUGCUGCUAAAGCAACGAUUACCAAACCGGCUGCAAAUAAUUCUCUGAUAACAACAACAACAACAACAAGUAAUCAACCGAAAUUUACUAUUCCUACAUCACAAGUUUCACGUCCUAUCGAUCAAUCUGUUGAAUCUGCUCGAUUCGGUCGUUCACCAGUUCCGGGACCAUCCAAUGAUAUCCAUUCCAAUGCUCAAUGGUUACCCAAUGCAGAAGAAUAUCCUGAUCAAAAUGUCAGAGAUCGAAGUACACAGUACGACAAAGAAAUGGAAUUACGUUGUAAAAAUCUACUAGAAAAUAAAAAUGCGAAACUAGAUGAUAUUCAAGAUUAUGAUAAAAAAGCCUCGUUAUUACGAAUGGCUAUUAAAGUUAAUACACCCAAUGCUACUGUUCCAGUAUUGAUUUUUCUUGAAAAUACUUUGUCACGACCAUUAUUCUUCGACUUGAUUAAACAGCAUCCACAAGCCAUAAAUAAUUAUAUAAAUAUGACAAAAUUAAGAUUUGACAAUGAUUAUUAUGUAUCUAUGCUCAAACAAUUUGGUCGAAAUGAAGAUGUGGCAAUGAUACGUCUUCGACAAGCAAGUCAAGUCAAUGAUAUGAAUACUAAAAUGGCGAUAUUAGAUCAAGCAGCAACUGAACUUGGAUCACAUCCAUGGUGGCAUUUACAAAUUGCUGAACAACGAAUUUUACUUAAAAAGCAGCGAGAAUUACAAAAUUCUCAAGCGAGUCGAACAGUUCUUGAGAUAUACAAAACAGUGUACGAAACAGAUUUUCGAAAACAAAAACAAAAUCGAAAUACAGAUAAAACAGCACUCGAUCGAAGUAAAGAGUUCGAAACGGCUUUUCAUAUGUCUCCAGAAAUAAUUAUGUGUGGUAAAUUGUCUGUGAUUAUGCAAUGUGGUUUACGAUCACAUUAUGAUGAUUUUAUUCAUCAAGCCAUACAUCAAGGUAUAUUUGGAAAGAAAUAUAUUAUUGCACCAGAAUAUCUUGCUGAUAUGGUUUACAAUUGGGUACGAGUAAGUGGCGAUGGAGCAGAAAAAGCAAGUGAAACAGCUGCACGAUUUCUUACAAUGAUUCCUGAUCCAGAUAAGCGUAUUUAUUUUGCUGAAAAAUUCCAAAAUUUUGAUGUAGCUAUCGAUACAAUUGUUAAUAUUCUUCGUGAUCGAUUACAAUUAGAAAAUUUACGUAGACGUAUGCCACAUGAUCACCCGGCAUUUAAUAAGGCUACAUCACUCUUAGAAAACACAAAAUGGCGAAAUUAA
Molecule: messenger RNA, 1452 nt
Organism: Rotaria socialis
Lineage: Eukaryota; Metazoa; Rotifera; Eurotatoria; Philodinida; Philodinidae
Source: the annotation of a GenBank genome assembly